Molecule: messenger RNA, 1351 nt
Organism: Linum trigynum
Lineage: Eukaryota; Viridiplantae; Streptophyta; Magnoliopsida; Malpighiales; Linaceae
Source: the annotation of a GenBank genome assembly
UAAAUAUUGUAAAAUUCCUUAAAUAAAUGUUCAUAGGUAGUGUGUAAUUUAUCAGAUAACAAAAAUUAAGACACGAAGAAAAUGAGUUGAAGUAAAAUAUCCAAAUAUGAGAUAAAAGAAAGAAAAAAAGACUCUCACCAAAAAAAAAAAAGCAAAAAAAAAAAAUUGUUGCUCCACCGUUUCCUCCCGCUCACCCGCCGUUGCAGCCACACCGCGUUAUCCUUCAACACGUAGUCCUUGUACCCUCGGCCGCCGUCCACCUCGCGGCCGUCGCCAAUGCUGGUGACGACCAAGGCGAAGACGGGGAAUCCAGCGGCGAUCAGGAUUAAGAAGAGCAUGGCGGUGAUGUGGAGCAGGAGGAGCCACCGGAUCCCGCAGCAGGCGCCAAGGAAGCCCUCGGCGGCGAGGAACCGGUCGCAUUGGGUCGUCAGGGAGCGGUGGUGGGGGAGGGAGGAGAUGAUGAUGGCAAGGGAAAGGAGGAGGGAGAUGAAGUUUAGGCCGCCGAGGAGGUACUGCUUAUGCUGGCCAUGGUUCUGUUUGGAUGGUGGGAAAAUGUGGGAGAGUUGAUGGGAGGAGUUUUAAGGGUUUUUUUGAUUAGAAAAUGGGAAUUUUUUAUUGAUGAAAACGGUUUGUUCAAUUUUGUAUUUAUGAGGUUUGAUUGAUGCAAUUAUGUGAUGUAAUCAACAUAUUUGUCUCCUUAAUUGUAUGUGAUGGGAGUGAUUAUCAUCACAUUGAUGAUUUAGUCAUUAACAUGCAUGCUUGAUUUCAAUUUUUCAGAUUUGGAUUGAAUUUGGAGGUCGAUGCAAACGUGGAUCAGCUUGGAUUUACCGAUGAGUAUGAUUUUAGUAGUUGGAUUUUAGUAGUUGGAUUUUAAGUUUUAUGUAGUUUCGACGAAGAGACAAAGAUAUGUUUGAUGGAUCAACUGGAACUUCGAAUUUCGUAUGUUGAUCGUACUUUGAAUAUGGUGCGUCUUCAUCUUCUGAUAAAAAGGGAGUGUUUAUUAUUUUACACGGAGCUUGAGAUCUUAUUAUGAAAGCUGCCACAUCACAUUGGAUCACUCUCAAUUUUCAGACGACAUUGUUAUUAUUGAUUCAGCUAAUGCAACUACGAGUGACUUGAUUCGAGGUCACACGAGGUGUUGUCUGGCAGUGUUCGCUUUGAACGAACUAAACUUAAGGUUAGGUAUCAAAAUUUUAUAUCAUUUCGAUGAAAAUUCAAACUAUGUUUGAUGGAUCAACUAAAUCUUCAAAUUCGCAUGUUAGUCAUACUUUUCUUGGUAUGUCAAGCAUCACGAGGUGUUAAGAGAGACCAAUAUUAACUAUCAUAAAUCGAAUCAACCGUCUCAAAAUUG